UUUCAUCGCAAAUUGUUCCAAUUCGUUUGAUUUUUAUGCUCAUCCAUUGGCUCGGUGAAGUAAUGGUUUGCGGCUGUUUGCUCAUCAUACUCUUUUCUUUUUCACUCUAUGGACUUUUCCGUAAACUUCCUUGGCGAAACAUUGUCCUAUGCUUUGUUUUCAGCUGUAGGUCUCUAAACAUUGUUGCUUCUUUUGUUUCAUAUCGGAGUACUCGUACACUGUAGAUGUGUGGACUUUCGAUAAGAAACAUCAAAAGCUCCAAUCCUUAUCAUUAUCGUCGCACUUGUUUUUAACUCCAAUUCAUGACAAGUUUUGCGAGCCGUUGCUAAAUCAUCAUUUCGACUUGGUCUCAACUGUUAUUUCAUUUCUGGCUGUUUGUAUCUGCUGUUUUUAGUUAUAUCGUAAUGUUCACAUCAGUAUAAUAGCAAUACUUAGCGCUUUCUUUGCUGCACAACUUGUCCUUCCUUAGCGUUAUCAUAAUGAAAAUCGCUUUGUUUGACUAAUAUACUAGCUGCAAGCUACGAAAUUGUUUUCCAUAUAAGUCAUGCGAGGGGUUUGCGUUCUUGCUAUGAUCUCUUGACUCCGCUGUUUCAGAAUGAGGAAAGUUCAUGUUUCGCACACACGAUCGCGCUCGAGGUCACGAUCGCCACUGCUGCGAGGACCGCGGCCGUUGGUUUCGAAAAGUCAACCUGUGAAUAUGCUAGAUAAGGAUGCACUUCUUGCGGUUAGAACCAAAAAGGAAAGCAAGCCAGUUACGCCGAAGGAGAGGAUCACAUGCACAGUCGAUGGGUCUCGCCGCGCUGCACCACUAUCAUCAAGGAUUGGAGGAUACGGCGACAGGAGGCGCAGCGAUGGUGAUAGAAUGGGUGGCUUCCAUGGUGGUGGCAGGCAGGCAAUGAGAGAUCGUCUCACAUUUUCUGAUCGUCAGGGGCGCGAUAGGUUCGAGGCUAGCCGCGAACGUGAUGUUGAUGGUAGUAGAUUCAAUGGGAAAUUCCGUGAUGAGGAUGGAGAUAAGCCUGUACAGAGGUUGAUCGAUCCUACGGCAGUGCCGAAGGGAAAAAGUUAUUUUGGCCAUGACGAUAGAGGAGAAGAAAAGCAGUGGCGUGGACGCAGCGCAUAUGACCCGCGAAUUGAUAUGGGUCCAAGGCGUGAUCGCCUUUCUGGUUUUCGUGGAUAUGGAAGGGACAGGUAUGAACGACGAGAUCGCGACGCAGGUCCGCGAAGGUCGUUCGGUCCACGUUCCGCUGCUGAUGGGCUUUGGACUCAUGAUAAGUUCAUAGAACUUGAAGGAGAUGAUGGAAGCGAUCAUGAACAUAGCAGUGGUCUAGAAGUGGUUGUAGAUCAGAGUUCAAAAGCGAAACGCAUUGUUCGUCAGGAUGACGACGAUGCAUAGAAUGAUACCUACACCAAAUCGCGGCUUGCUGUCCGAUAAAUUAUUCGAAAUCUCUUGUAUCAGUUGUGUUCUUAUUCGCAAAUAAUCUCUUUUCCAUUCUCUAUUUAAGAGGAAAUUUUUGGCUUGCUUUUGCUUGCCAGUAAAUCUGAUUAUGAAACGUUACUAAAUCUUUUGAACUUAUUCCGUUCUUAUAUUAGAAUUCGUGACGUGUUGGUACAUGUAAUUUUAAUGUCACGCAUAUUGAAUGAUAAACAUUAGACUCA
Messenger RNA from Cylicocyclus nassatus, 1656 nucleotides. The record is from the annotation of a GenBank genome assembly. NCBI's taxonomy places the organism in Eukaryota, Metazoa, Nematoda, Chromadorea, Rhabditida, Strongylidae.